Messenger RNA from Ixodes scapularis (black-legged tick), 4538 nucleotides. RefSeq names its product ester hydrolase C11orf54 homolog. NCBI's taxonomy places the organism in Eukaryota, Metazoa, Arthropoda, Arachnida, Ixodida, Ixodidae. Bases 388 to 1320 code for a protein of 310 amino acids. Gene Ontology annotation, molecular function: hydrolase activity, acting on ester bonds; zinc ion binding. Gene Ontology annotation, cellular component: nucleus. The transcript is spliced from 9 exons. The record is from RefSeq and is a predicted model, not a curated record.
CGUUACAAAUUAACUACUGCUACGAUUCACACCGGUGUGCCUUCUGCUCUCGCCGACUUUGCCUCAAUUUAAAGUUACCCGUCACUCCAGGUAAUAUUUUCGUCGAACCUACAGCGAAAACCGUCUCAGUUACACUGCCUGUUAUCACUUCGUCGAUCUUCAUUCUCCCUUUAACGCCGCAGCUCUCUUUCUGACCACCGUUGUCGCACGCGGUGUGCAGUGGCGGCCAACGCACUCCGUUGGAGAUAAAAUUGCGAGUUCCGAACUUUCGAUAACACGCUAUCGCUCCUUUACUGCGGUUGCCCUGGGCGACAGCUGUCCGUGCAGCUGCCUCACCGAUCACGCUAGUUUGGAGCCGACGUGGGGAGGUUUUCGACACAAGCAGCAAUGGUGCAGAAAGUGGACAAGCACUCGCUUCACCGCCCGAGCUUGGAAGAAGUUGCCAAAGCAUUGAGCGAUGGUCUGCGGAGCAACUUCGAGCAUGUCCAGGUUGAUGUCGUUGACUGUCCCGACCUACGGCAGAAGCCUUUCAUGCUGGCAUCAGAAGGGAUAUGCGGCCAGCCACGACUUACAGACAUUGGCGGUGUUCCCUACCUGGUUCCCAUUGCGCAGACCGAUAAGAUCUACGACCUCGAGAAGGUGAUGAAGCAGACCGACGUGCCAGACGGAUUUGCCAUCGGAGCCGGGGCCGGGCCGUACCACACUGUGGGCAUCAAUUGCGAGAUGAUGCUCAACAUGAAAUGUGGACAAAAUCCCGAGAACAAGAGUCAUUAUGCCAAGAUUGGAGAGGAUGGGAGCUGCGUGCUGGGAAACCUUUCCGGGCCCUGCUGCGAAUUCUGCCUCAUGGGCAACUUUCUGAUCAGCGAAGGGAAGCAGGGCAAGGUGAUUAAGGUGAGUGCCAAGAAACGCACAGGGCUGGAGAACUUUGUGACGGCCAUGCGUAAUGGCCUUAAGGCCAAGUAUGGCACCGAACCUGUCGGCAUGGGUGGAGCAUUUCUUCUUGCCCAGGGAAAGGCGAAGCUCCACAUUAUGCCCAAGUUCUCCACUGCGCCACUCCUGACGGAUGCGGCGAUGAACCAGUGGCUCAAGUUCUUCGAGAUGAGCGCACCUUUGGUUUGCCUUAGCACCUUUGUGUCCCACGAUCCAGGCUGGGACCUGCGCAUUGAGCACACACACUGCUUCAGCGACCACAAGCAGGGGGGCCACUACCACUACGACACAACGCCGGACGAAGUGGAGUACCUGGGCUACUUCAACGUGGCCGAGUGGCUGUACCGCAUCGACGCCCCCGUUUCCACCCACAAGAUUGGCCGUGACUGAGGUGGACGGGGCGCAGGGGCAGCUAACAUGACGAUUGCCUCGCGCACUGCCUCUUUUGCGUUAGGCUUGCCCAAACUUUGGUCUUCCUCACGGGCGGCAUUCCCGCAGUUUCGAGAGCCACGUUCGAUGCGUGGGCGGGUUGGGACUGCCAAUGUACCGGCUGAAAAGGUGUUUUGGGCACUGCGCCGCUAGGGUCAAUCUUGCCUCGACGACUGCACUACGAUGGUCAAUCCACUCGUCAUAUGGCACUCGCUUUUUAUGGAGUGCGUCGUACGGAGUAAUUUGUGCGCAUACUAGAAGCAGCUGUACAGUCGAGCCCGGUUAUAUCAUGUUCGGGUAUUUCAAAUUAUUGUUUAUAUCAAACGGUCCGAACAUCUCCUUGAAAAUAGCAUGAUUUACUAUAGGAGACGUGUCUUUUUGUAUCCAACUGCCAUGCCGGGGACACUCGAUGUAGUGAACGAAGCCCGGCCGCCCGUUGCUUUUCCCGCAAUCCGAUUGCUCCGGUGGCGAGCAGAUUGCUUGCGUUGCGUGGCUGGGAGACUGCCUAGCCAGCAUACAGGUGGUAAGAGGAAACGCAGCAAAAGAGCAGUUGUAGAAAAAAAGAAACAAUGAACCAUAAAAAAAAAAAAAAAAAUGGAGGAUAACAGAAACGAGGGGAAGGGCACGCGCGUGCGUAGCGAGAGCGGGGAGUGCUUGCUGUCGGAACAGUAGCCUGAGCCCUUUCCCCAAACACUGCUGAUGCUGUGCGACUCCCUAGCCCCAAAGUAAAAUGAGCAAAAAAAAAAUUGAUUUGGUAAGCCGAGUGUGUUGACAACAACGGUUGUGCAAUCACACUUUGAACCCAUUAUCUUUGUUUAUUUUUUUUAUUUUGCUGUUAUGCUUGUUUGCGGUCUCUGCCAACUAUGCUGUACUGUGUUUAGUCGCUCUUGGAUGCUCUAUUUGGCAGGCUUCCGUUUGUCGCUACCUUCGGUAUUAGCAGAGCCGCCAGGAAAUUUCAACUCAAGCUUAAUGUAACAUUCUUUUGUAUAUCAAAUUAUUGAUAUAUCAAACUAUAUUACGAUCCCCUUUAAAUUCAAUAUAUCUGGGUUCGACUGUACUAAGCUGUUUUGUAUGAUAAAUGAAAGUGUGCUUCAAGUUGAGAAUACAAAGCAACGUUUGCAAUGGGGGGCCUUUUCUUAGAUUGAAUUAUAAUAAUGGCGAGAUUCUCGUCUUUGCCGCCUAUUUUUGAUACUUUUGAGCGCGAGCAAAUAGCAGUUACACUGACUUUCCCGUACCCUUUUCUUUCUCAUGUAUUUUAUAACUUUUCGAAAACCACAAAGAUGUUUUUGUUCUGUUCCUAACGUAUUGCGAAGGUAUACUACAAACAUAUCGCAAAAACCAUAAUAACUUUAGCUCAUUGGGGGUUAAAGUUAUGGAGACAAUGUCAAGGGUGGUUGGUGUUUGAAUUGAACAAUUGUUUCAUUGCCUAGGUGCUCAGCUUUGCUCUGGCCACCUGUCCAGGAGGUCGGGGUAUUUCUCAAGACCUGUGAAGUAUCUGAAGUUUUUUUCUUACCGAGAAUGCAGCAUCUGAAAGGCGCACUGCAACAUCUGUUGUUUCUUUUGAAGUUGUAUUAUUUAAGUACAAAGGGCCUCCAGAGGCUGCAUCUUGCUCCUGAUGCAUAGAAAGUUGCAGAAAGUGAUGCAGGGAUAUUUAUUACCUCGGUGUAAUUGGUUUUGUCUGCAAUAUGAGCAUGUGAAGUUAUGACAACCAUAGGGCAAAUGAAAAAAAAGAUAUACCAUAAUAUAGCCGAUUGCGAACACUAUUUCUUUUCGUCAUAAACUAAAAGAUAACUUUUAUGCCAUUUGGCUCUCUUGUAGCUCAUUAUGCAGAAUCCUUUUAUGUUCACUAGUUUGAAUUCUCUGACAUGUUUCAUUUGUAAUGGCAUUUCAUAGGAGCUAGGUUUUUGACAUUAGCUGUAACCUAAUGUUUUAUCAUGUGCUGAGGACAACACUAACUGGCAAACAUGCUCUGGUGAGUGCAAAGACUCCAGUAUGAUGCCAGUUUGAGAGUGAAUUCUGCAUUGAGUGUGGGCUGUCCUUCUCCGGUCAGCUCUGUCGUGAUAAAGAUCUACAGCCCAUUCGUUUCCGGUUCCCUCCGUUGCCUUCAUGUGGGGAUAUCGGAGGUCCGACCUGUUGAAAGGCUGUCAUCUCUAAAUUAUGUGUUUCUAAUGAGUUUUCCAUACAGUCGUAGAAGGAGCUUUGUCGUCAGAAGCCGUCCUCUCGUGUUGUCUCUUGACAAAGCCGGUCAGUGGUAUACAAAGGCUUUUCUUUAUUUUUUCUGGUUUUUUGUUGCAUUUUUGUGCGAGUUAUCGGAUCAAAGAAAGAUUCCGACUCUACCUGCAGUUUGGGGAGUCGGGACACAACGAUAUAUGUGUGCGCUCAAUUUUUUACACAAAUGCCAAUUCGCACCUUGUGAACCAGAAAUCUGGGAGUAGUGUUCUAGAUUGUCGUGCAAGUUUUUAUACGUGCGGUGUUUUUUGUGCAUUCACUACACCAGUUCUUGUGAGGCGUAGUAGUAGGAAAGAAAAUGAACUGGGGCUGAUUUUGAGUGAGAGUCUCAAUCGUUUUUGAACAGACAGAGAAAUGGGGCCAUGUUCCUGUCACGUCAUGCUCUCUACUUGGUGAUCUCGUCAAGGAUACAGGUGUUAAAAAUUAAUACUUUUGAAUAUACUCCUUACCGCUCACAUUUUUUUCUUUAAUUUCCAUCUCAAUAUUGUGGACAUGAAGUAUUAGUAUGACUUUGUUUUAGGUCAUGCUAACCUUUAUAGGGGCCCAGAAGCACGGAGGUGGCAUUGCACUGUGCCUAUAUGUGUAGGUUACUUGGGGACCACAUGUAAUCCAGAUUGCACAGAGUCGUUAGUCACUGCAUCAAACGGCACUCGCUAGCGAGACCGGUGAAGCCGCCGUCUAGACGCCAAUGUUUCACGUUUUGCUUAAAUAUUGUGCAUCUUUUUCAUUUUUUUACACAUUCACUGUUCUAAAGUGAUACCACUGUUGGAAGUGAGGUGUGAGCCUGCAAUAUAUACUACACACUCUAUACUUUGAGUCUUGUUGGGAAGAGGAAUCUGACAAGGCGAGUACAAUGGCGAAUUCUCCUCGAGCUAUCGAAACAAGUGCACUUGUCAAAGUUGAACAUUUUGUGAAAAAAUAAACUGUACUAUAUCUUGUUAAAAAGAAAA